UCAGUUCCUGGAGAAAGAUGGCGACAGCCGAGAAGCAGAAACACGACGGGCGGGUGAAGAUCGGCCACUAUAUCCUGGGGGACACGCUGGGGGUCGGCACCUUCGGCAAAGUGAAGGUUGGCAAACAUGAGUUGACUGGGCAUAAAGUUGCUGUGAAGAUACUUAAUCGGCAGAAGAUUCGGAGUCUUGAUGUGGUAGGAAAAAUCCGCAGAGAGAUUCAGAACCUCAAGCUUUUCAGGCAUCCUCAUAUAAUUAAACUGUACCAGGUCAUCAGUACACCAUCUGAUAUUUUCAUGGUGAUGGAAUAUGUCUCAGGAGGAGAGCUAUUUGAUUAUAUCUGUAAAAAUGGAAGGCUGGACGAAAAGGAAAGUCGACGUCUGUUCCAGCAGAUCCUUUCUGGUGUGGAUUAUUGUCACAGACAUAUGGUGGUCCAUAGAGAUUUGAAACCUGAAAAUGUCCUGCUUGAUGCACACAUGAAUGCAAAGAUAGCUGAUUUUGGUCUUUCAAACAUGAUGUCAGAUGGUGAAUUUUUAAGAACAAGUUGUGGCUCACCCAACUAUGCUGCACCGGAAGUCAUUUCUGGAAGAUUGUAUGCAGGCCCAGAGGUUGACAUAUGGAGCAGUGGGGUUAUUCUGUAUGCUUUAUUAUGUGGAACCCUCCCAUUUGAUGAUGAUCAUGUGCCAACUCUUUUUAAGAAGAUAUGUGAUGGGAUCUUUUAUACCCCUCAGUACUUAAAUCCUUCUGUGAUUAGCCUUUUAAAACAUAUGCUGCAGGUGGAUCCCAUGAAGAGGGCCACAAUCAAAGAUAUCAGGGAACAUGAAUGGUUUAAACAGGACCUUCCAAAAUAUCUUUUUCCUGAGGACCCAUCAUACAGUUCAACCAUGAUUGAUGACGAAGCCUUAAAAGAAGUAUGUGAAAAAUUUGAAUGCUCUGAAGAGGAAGUUCUUAGCUGCCUUUAUAACAGAAAUCACCAGGACCCUCUAGCAGUUGCCUACCAUCUCAUAAUAGAUAACAGGAGAAUAAUGAAUGAAGCAAAAGAUUUUUAUUUGGCGACAAGCCCACCUGAUUCUUUUCUCGACGAUCACAGUUUGACUCGGCCCCAUCCUGAAAGAGUACCAUUCUUGGUUGCUGAAACACCAAGGGCUCGCCAUACCCUUGAUGAAUUGAAUCCACAGAAAUCCAAACACCAAGGUGUAAGGAAAGCAAAAUGGCAUUUGGGAAUUAGAAGUCAAAGUCGACCAAAUGAUAUCAUGGCAGAAGUUUGCAGAGCAAUUAAACAGCUGGAUUAUGAAUGGAAGGUUGUAAACCCGUAUUAUCUGCGUGUUCGAAGGAAGAAUCCUGUGACAAGUACAUACUCCAAAAUGAGUCUACAGUUGUACCAAGUGGAUAGUAGAACAUACUUGCUGGAUUUCCGUAGUAUUGAUGAUGAAAUUACUGAAGCCAAAUCAGGAACUGCUACUCCACAGAGAUCGGGAUCAGUUAGCAACUAUCGAUCUUGCCAAAGGAAUGAUUCAGAUGCUGAGGCACAAGGAAAAUCCUCAGAAGUUUCUCUUACCUCAUCUGUGACCUCACUUGACUCUUCUCCUGUUGACUUAGCUCCAAGACCUGGAAGUCACACAAUAGAAUUUUUUGAGAUGUGUGCAAAUCUAAUUAAAAUUCUUGCACAGUAAACCUAAAACUCUGCUUAUUUCUUUGAUAGCAAUAAGCAUGCAUUAUAAAUCAUAGCCAAAUACUUCCAUUUAUAAUCAAGUCACAUACAAUUAUAGCCGAGGAUUGGCCUUUUGGUAUGCAGUUUGCACAGGAAUUGAAACAUGAUUAAUAGGUAAAAGCCUAAUGUGCAAAAAUGAAUUGAGAUAAUUUUGUUGUUCAUUGUUCUGUAGGCCUAUAGCAUAAUAUAAUAUACACAAUGAAUUGUUGGUCUCUCAGGCUCACUUGAUUUUUGGCUAUUUUAUAUUUAGUGUACACAGGGCUUUGUAGAAAUACUAAUUUACCAUAAAGGCCUUCACAUAUAUUACCUGUUGAUGUGUUAUGUUAUUUGCUUCAUAAAUUCAUUCAAUAAAUAUUUGCCUAGAACCCCUAGAACCUUUAGAGGUGAUUUUGUUUUCUGGGCUCCUUAACUUCCUAAAUAGCAAGUAUCUUCCACAAUGGUUACAGUCUGGGUGACUCUUCCAUUUCCCAUCCUUUAAUAUUCUCAGUAUAUAGUAAAUCACCUCAAAGGCAAAGGUAUUCAAUUCAAUUGAAGGUUUUCUUAAACUUGGUUAAAUCUAAAAAUAGCACUUACAUAUUCAGAUACUCUAGGCACUAAGUUUAAUCUUACAGUUUGUUCCACAAUAUUUUGUACAUAAAUCGCUCUUUGUCACAAGAGCUGAGUUGCAUAUAUUGUAAAUAAAUCAUGUUGUUUUUGCCAAUCUCACAAAUUCCUCUGUUCCUCAUGUCAGUAUUGAAUGUAUGCAAAAAUUUCUGGUCAUUUAAACUGUUUCAAUGGAUAAAAAGACCAUCUCUUGCAAACUGUUUAAAUGGUGAUGGGACUUUUUCUUCAAAGUUUUAUUAUGAAGGUUUUUAAAACAGAAAAGUUGAAAAGCUAGGAUGAUCACAUGUGUCUCUACCAUUAAGAUUCAAACCUCAUUAACAUUUGCCAUAUUUGCUUUAUAUAUUUAUACAGAUAUAGCUACACACACUAGUGUGUGUAUAUUUGCUGUUUACCCCAUGAAAUAUUAGAAUGUUACAGACAUACUCAUCACCAGUCAACACUUCCUAAAAACCUCCUAAACAUCUCCCAAAAA
Condylura cristata (star-nosed mole) is the source of this 2783-nucleotide messenger RNA. RefSeq names its product protein kinase, AMP-activated, alpha 1 catalytic subunit (gene PRKAA1). Gene Ontology annotation, cellular component: cytoplasm. Gene Ontology annotation, biological process: protein phosphorylation; intracellular signal transduction. The transcript is spliced from 9 exons. Gene Ontology annotation, molecular function: AMP-activated protein kinase activity; ATP binding. The coding region runs from base 18 to 1670 and encodes 550 amino acids. Lineage: Eukaryota; Metazoa; Chordata; Mammalia; Eulipotyphla; Talpidae. The record is from RefSeq and is a predicted model, not a curated record.